AUGGUAACGAACUUUUUGUCGUCACCAACACUCUCAUCAUCUUUCGGGCGGCGAGUUCUUCCGUCUUCACGACGAGUCCAUAUCACCAAAACGCGACGACGACGUCGAAAGGUAUCACUGAAUAAUAAUGAGACGUUGUUAGAAGGAGGAUGUUGUGAAAAAGAAAAAGCAGUGUUAGGAGUAGGUAGUUGUGGGUUAGACAUUCUCGCGCGACUCGAAAAGUUUCCUCAACCAGAUGAGAAGACGCGAAGCGAGACGCUCGUCAUGGAAGUCGGCGGUAACUGUGCGAACGCGUUAACGGCAGUGUCUCGACUCUCGGAAGCCUCCUCGUCGUCAAUCUUAUUUACGAAAAUCGGUGACGACGCGACUGGGAAAGAUAUAAUUUCAAUUUUAGAGAGAGAAGGUGACACGUUCGAUACGAGUAAAGUCGUGCACGGCGGAACAUCGCCAUCGACGUAUAUCAUUUGUGUCAAAGAUAAAGCGAACGAUGACCCGACGCGCACGUGCAUACACACCCCAAGCAACGAACCUUUGAUGAAUUCUGAAGUAACGGAUGCGGAUAUCGACUCUUUGUUCGCGUCGUCGCCGCGCGAGAUUGGCUUGGCAUACUUUGACGGAAGGUUAACGGACGUCGCCCUCCGAAUCGCUAUAAAAGCACGCUCUCUUGGGAUUAAAAUACUCGUCGAAGCUGAGAGACUUCGCGGCGACGAUUUAGAUGCGUUGUUGAAACUUGCUGACUUUUGCGUGUGUUCAAAAAGUUAUCCGCAAGAAAAACACCCCAACGAUACGAAUUCGUUCGGAACCGCGUUGACGGAGAUGGCAAAUUCGACACUUUCAGACCGGUGUAAACUUUUAAUUGCGACGCUUGGUUCCAGAGGUUCUGUCGCUUUGCUUUUUGAUGAUGCGAGUGUUGAUACCGACACCGGCGCAACUGUGCUUGUUCGUAGCGUGGACGAGAUUAUCGAAGAGAUGGAAAGAGCGUUCCAAUCGAGAAAGCAAAGUGAGGAAUCUGGUACACCAUAUUCAUCAUCAUCAUCAUCAUCAUCAUCAUCAUUAUUAUCAUCAUCAUAUCGAUAUAUACCCGAACACGCGCUCAUUAGUGACAGAGUCUACAAUUUGAACGGUUCAGGUAAACGCGCUAAAGUCGUUUUUCAGCCGGCUGCACGUAUCAGUAGCGAGGACAUGGUGGAUACGACUGGCGCGGGAGAUGCGUUCAUCGGCACGGUGGCGAAAGGUUUAUCGUGUGGUGCAGACAUUCUGAAAACGUUACGCUUGGCGACUUUUGUCGCUGCACAAAAGUGUUUACAAGUUGGUGCUCGCGCAGGGCUACCGUUCCGAGAGGAAGUGCCGGAAGAGUUGAUGUACCCAUUCGCAGCAUCAUCCGGCGAGCUCCCCACCGCUACAUCGCGAAAAGGCAGAAGAAGUGCGAUGACGACGGGAGCCAUAUCUGCGUUCCUUCUCGCGUUCUCUUUCUCUGCACCAAAUGAAACUUUCGCUGCGAUUAAUGGCAGCUCUGUAGAUAUGAAUAAACUUUCGCAAUUGUUUAAUCAGGCUAUGAAUGCAAGUUCGUAUGAGGACGCAGAAAAUGCGUGGUCUAAAGCUAUCGAGUUAGCGCCGAACAACUCGGCUGCGUUGUCCAAUCGAGGAACACUUCGCUUGCAAGCUGGUCAAUGGAGCGAUGCGAUUGAAGACUUACAGAGGUCGAUUGAAAUAGACGUCAAGGAAGGCAAAACUGCCGAUGCUUCGGUAUUGAAUAACCUCGGAAACGCCAAAGGGGCGGUUGGAGAUUGGGAGUCAGCCAUGGACGAUUUCCUCAAAGCGUCGAAGGACGAUUCCAUGAGAGAAAUAGCCUUGGCAAACUAUGCCUUGGCGGCUUUUGAGACGGGCAUGGACGAGUUAGCCGUGAAAACCGCUCAAACGAUACUUCGAAAGGACCCGGAGUUUUGGGAUAUGCGCGCAGCUUUAACCGCUUUCCAUUGGGGCGCCGGGGAUCUGGAUAAAGCAGAAUAUGAGUGGCAAACUUUAUGCACCUCAGGCCGAGGCUUCGGUCAAAGCGAAUCGGCUGAAGGCGUACGAAGUUUUGGUGAUGUCGCGUACGCGAGUAAACUUUUGGAACAGCAACUGAAGCAACAAUUAGAUAUCGCCGCUGGAGUAACGGAAGAUGAGCUGGGUAACGAUACGCCGUGCCAACUGUACAAAACUACAGAUACAGUCGCAGGAAGAUGGCCACCGAGGCCCACAGCUGCCCUCGACGCAUAUUUGAGAGUAAAAGAUGUCGGACAGGCGCUCGAUUACGAUGGUAUCGUCAAAGAAUAUAAAUUCAAAUAG
Messenger RNA from Bathycoccus prasinos, 2328 nucleotides. Its product is annotated as TPR repeat-containing protein. Gene Ontology annotation, molecular function: protein binding; kinase activity. The transcript has a single exon. The record is from RefSeq and is a predicted model, not a curated record. Lineage: Eukaryota; Viridiplantae; Chlorophyta; Mamiellophyceae; Mamiellales; Bathycoccaceae. Bases 1 to 2328 code for a protein of 775 amino acids.